Saccostrea echinata is the source of this 1637-nucleotide messenger RNA. Its product is annotated as microfibril-associated glycoprotein 4-like. Bases 78 to 1040 code for a protein of 320 amino acids. The record is from RefSeq and is a predicted model, not a curated record. The transcript has 5 exons. Lineage: Eukaryota; Metazoa; Mollusca; Bivalvia; Ostreida; Ostreidae.
AAUUUCUGUGACAAGGGACACAUAAUGUAUUGGAAAGCGAAACAUAAAAUGUUAGCUGUACAAACUUAAAAAUCAGCAUGCUUCAGUGUGUACGUUUUCUUUUCUAUUUAAAUGUUUUCUGCAAAAUCUCUAAUGCUCAGGUCUCACAAAUGUAUGUAGGAAAAGUGGAGAAUCUGAACAAGGUAGCUAAAAACGUUCCUCUCGAAGAGCACAGCUCGCCCUCUCUGUGCCACUGUACUGCUCUGUGUAGCAGUAUUUGCGGAUGUACUUGCUUGGGAUUUAACGGUCAGACUAAAAAAUGUCGCCUUCUGAAGUCAUGUGACACAGUGGACAUGACAGUUACUGAAUAUUUUUGGAGAUACCACAUUCUUACGCUACAAGAUCUACCUGGUGAUUGUAAAACCCUUUACGAUAGAGGAUAUAGAGCGUCAGCUGUGUACACUAUAUAUCCCUGGGAGAGAGCUAGUCCUGUUUGUCGUUCUAUCAAGGUCUUCUGUGACAUGGAAACCAAUGGAGGGGGGUGGACUGCAAUACAAUUUCGAAAAACAGGAUCGGUUAACUUUACCCGGAAUUGGGCUGAUUACAAAGAUGGGUUCGGUAAUCCAGAAAGAGAUCAUUGGAUUGGAAAUGACGCAAUUUACCAACUAACAAAAGAUCGUCCAUCACUGUAUGUUUCACUCACACGAAAUAAUGUAAAUACAAAAUACGAGCUUUAUAACCAGUUCUCUGUGUCGGAUGAAAACGACAACUAUAGACUCUUCCUUGCUGGACCAGCAACAGGGACACUAGGUGACAAUAUGUUAAAUACAGAUCGGGUAAUCGCCGGAAUGGGAUUCACUACCUUAGACCGAGAUAAUGACAACAAAGGCGGCGGAUAUAACUGUGCUGUAGCUAUGGCCGGGGGCUGGUGGUUCAAUGCUUGUCAUCGUGCCUUCCUUAAUGGCCCCUGGGCCUCGGAGAAUUGGCGGGAACCCUGGUCACCGGGUCUAAUGAAUGGAAUGGAUAUCAUUGAAACUAAAAUGAUGAUAAAACCUCGUUAAGUACACUAAGCUUUCUUUAGUCUUUUUAAUUUAAAUCUUUGUGAAUUUACCAAAAAUGUCUUUGAAAGAAUGUAAUUUGCAUUAAGAUUACAAGUAUCUAUUUGAACACAUUCUUUACAUUAGUACUUACCUUACGAUGUUUACCAAUCUAAUUAAAAUUAGAUGUUCCGAAUCCGCUACCGCUUCUCAAACAUCUAACAACAUCCCAUUAGGGGUCACGUCAGAGCGAUCUUUCGGAACAUCUAAUUUUAAUUAGAUUGGAUGUUUACGGCUUUUAAUUUUUCAUUUUAAUUAUGUGUGGAAAAAGGUUUUUAAAUGUAUUUAAGGAAAUACGUCUUUAUUUCUGCUGCAUUGCUGAUACUUAAAUUUUUUAAUAGAUCUUUUUUUUGUCAAUAUUGAGCAUUGACACGGACAUUUCUUCAACUUGUUAAUUUUUUGCCUAGCAAUUAACCCUUACUCAAAUAUUUGAUAUAGACCUUUCUUCUCAGAUCAAGCGAUUAAUUAAGUAGUCUAGUCACCUGAUAGUUGCUUUUUAGGCAUCAUUACAAUGUUGAUCAGUCCGUGGAUAAAUACACUAAUAAUUAUUUGCAUCUAAUU